Molecule: messenger RNA, 1113 nt
Organism: Kwoniella botswanensis
Lineage: Eukaryota; Fungi; Basidiomycota; Tremellomycetes; Tremellales; Cryptococcaceae
Exons: 2
Coding region: 1-1113 (370 amino acids)
Biological process (GO): exon-exon junction complex disassembly
Cellular component (GO): exon-exon junction complex; cytoplasm
Molecular function (GO): RNA binding
Source: RefSeq, a predicted model, not a curated record
AUGUCCUUACCACCUGUCAACCCCGAAAGGACCGCUUCUGGGAUUAUAGUCGAUCCGAGGACUUUGGAGAGGGUGAUUCCUCAAUCUAGGCGGAAAGAUGGGACAGUUCGUAAAGAACAGAAAGUGCGACCUGGUUUCACGCCUCAAGAGGAUGUCGGACGAUUCCGAUCUACCCGUCAGGCAGCUGAAGACGCCCGAACGGCCUCUCGACCUACCAUCCCUGGAUCCGACCGUCUAGGUUCCCAGGCGAACAAAGGUGGAAAGGAGGAGAAUGUAUUUGCUGGUGAACCUAGAGAAAAGACUAAAGCUCAAUUGAAGAAUGAAAAGAGGAGGGAAAAAAGGAGAGAGAAAGUAUCGGUAAAUUGGGAUGAAGAUGAAGAUGAGGAUGAAGAAGUUGGUAAAUUAGAUGAAGAAUUUAAAAAAGUUGAUAUUGCCAGACAAACUCAACAAGGCAAUGAACAAGGAGCGGAACAGAGUUUCCCACCUUUAGAAGGAGGUGGUGGAGUACCUGAAGAAAGUAUAUUGGACAAUAUCAAAUCCAACGAGGAUGAAGAGAAAAGUGAUGGGAAAACAGCUGCUAUCGAACCCUCUCCACCUGCUCCAUCGGGAUCUCAACCUGAAACCGCGUCGGAACAGAAAACCACUAGUAUCACUACGGAUAAACCUUCUUUACUAAAUGAUAGGAAGAAUGAAGUCCAACAAGCUCAAAAACCCCAUCCUAUUCAAGGAGGUAGGAAAGGACCUAUUGGAUUGGCCAAUCCACCUCCAAUAGAAGAGAAAAGUCAGGCACCACCAUCGCGAGCGGAUCAGAAUGAUUGGAGGACCCAAACUCGUAAGAAAUCGAGUAGUAAUAAUAGUAAUAGAGGUGGGAAGCAGAACCAAGGUAAUAGUAGACAACAGCAAAAUUCGAAUAAGUCGUCUCAGCCUGCACCUGCUGCGCCACCACCUCAACCUAGAGAAAGAAAGGAAUACAAAGUGCGGGAAGGGGGAGCGAACGAUCUGUCGUCUUUAGCAAGUAGGGUGAAGAACCUCGUCGUGGCUAAUACGGUGGGGAACGCUUCGAGGGAUAGUAAGGAGAAGAAAGAGGAGAGUAAAGCUUCGGCUUCGGCUUAG